AUGUUUUUGCUGGUAAUAUUAUUUAUUGUACUGUCACUGCUGUAUUUCAUUUAUGGAUUAUUGGGCCGUAAAUUGACAAUUGGUGAAAUUGACAAAAAGGCGGUACUGAUCACUGGAUGCGGAAACGGAUUUGGCAGAGAUUUAGUGAAACGAUGUCUUCAGAAUGGGUUAACAGUUUUUGCAGGAUGUCGCCGCGCCAUUAGUGUAAAAGAAUUGGAAGAUAGCUACAGCUCAAUCAGUCAAGGUCGACUGUAUGCAUUCCAAAUGGAUGUAACCGAUGACGAGAGUGUCCGAAAAUCUCGAGAAAUCGUAGACACUGUUUUGAGAGAAAAAAAUCUCGUCUUUCACGCUCUAAUCAACAACGCUGGAGUGCGGGGCAAUAUCUUCUACGAUGACUUUUUGACCGUGGACGACUAUAAAGACGUGUGGGAAGUGAAUACGUGCGGCGUAAUUCGAGUAACGCAAACGUUUCGUGAUCUUAUCAAAAAGUCCAGAGGUCGAAUAGUGAUAUGCAGUAGUGCUACCACACUAUUUCCAGCAGCAGGCAAUGGUCCCUAUUCUUGCUCAAAGUUUGCCAUUCAAGCCUAUUGUAACAUUAUUAGGCAUGAAUUGCAACCAUAUGGAAUAGAUGUGAUAGAAAUUAUACCAGGAUCUUUUGAAACUGGUAUGCAAAGUUCCGAGAGAUUAAUAAAAAUGGCGGAUGAAGUAUGGCAUCGAGCAUCACAAAAAUUACGUGAUGAAUUUGGACAUAAUUAUAACGAGAAAGUAAGAAAAUUUAUAAGAGAACUGCAACAGAAUAUUGUGGAACAUGAUACAACAUUGGUUAUUGAUUCAUAUUAUGAAGCAAUCGUUGCAAAACGACCAAAUCUUUUGUAUCGUAUUGGCUGGGAUGUGUUAUUCCUGUAA
Messenger RNA from Brugia malayi, 906 nucleotides. RefSeq lists its product as uncharacterized. The record is from RefSeq and is a predicted model, not a curated record. The coding region runs from base 1 to 906 and encodes 301 amino acids. Lineage: Eukaryota; Metazoa; Nematoda; Chromadorea; Rhabditida; Onchocercidae. Gene Ontology annotation, molecular function: oxidoreductase activity. The transcript is spliced from 7 exons.